Messenger RNA from Malus domestica (apple), 789 nucleotides. Lineage: Eukaryota; Viridiplantae; Streptophyta; Magnoliopsida; Rosales; Rosaceae. The record is from RefSeq and is a predicted model, not a curated record.
CCAACUUCUUCUCACCUUCCACCACCUUGCUGGAGAGGACUUCAUAUAUACUUCCCUCCAUCAAACAUUCUCGCUUCCUUUCACAUCAUUAUUCUGAUUAUUCAGUAAUUAUAAUCAGAUCACUCAUAUUAAUUAUAAAUGGAGGAUCAUCAUCAACAGCAUAAUUCACCUCCAUUAACCUCCCAAUUGCCGCCCUUAUCGUUACCAUUCUUGUUGCCCCCGCCAUCCCAAAACCCUCCUCUUCCUCCUCCCUAUCUCUUCACAUCCUCGUCAUCCUCCUCAUUGAUGACCAACCCUCCUGAUCUUCUAGACACUGACUGGUUCAGCCUUCUCUCUGGUGGUACUCAAGCGGCUGGCUGGCUUAGUCAUGAUCAGAUUAAUAAUAGUUUUAAGCCUAUGGCUAUGGUGGAUAAAAAUAUUAGUGGCUCUGCUGGGAAUAUUAUUAGUGAAGCUGCGGAUCAGGAAGAAAAGGUGGGUAUUAAAAGGAAAGCUGGGGGUAGGAUGAGAAAAGCAGCGGCAAGCCGACCUAGGUUUGCGUUCCAGACUCGGAGUACGGAUGAUAUUCUUGAUGAUGGCUACCGCUGGAGAAAAUAUGGACAGAAAGCGGUCAAGAACAGCUCAUAUCCCAGACAGGACGGGACAGGACGAAAUGGAAUAGGACGGGACAGGACGGGACGGAACGGAGAGGGAGCGAAGAUGUCGUUGGAUGAAAACAAGGAGGAAGAAGGAGACGAAGAGGUUAUUUUUUUGUGUUCCACGAAUGUGGAACGAGUUGUUCCAAGGGGGUGA